This is a messenger RNA of Poecile atricapillus (Black-capped chickadee), 4884 nucleotides long. It is a transcript of the gene OTUD4, whose product is annotated as OTU deubiquitinase 4. The record is from RefSeq and is a predicted model, not a curated record. Gene Ontology annotation, biological process: negative regulation of interleukin-1-mediated signaling pathway; regulation of protein K48-linked deubiquitination; negative regulation of toll-like receptor signaling pathway. Bases 1 to 3474 code for a protein of 1157 amino acids. Lineage: Eukaryota; Metazoa; Chordata; Aves; Passeriformes; Paridae. The transcript has 21 exons. Gene Ontology annotation, molecular function: K63-linked deubiquitinase activity; cysteine-type deubiquitinase activity.
AUGGAUGCGGCGGGCAGGGCCGGUGGAGGGGAGCAGAGCCAUCCCGGCAGCGGCGGGGACGCCCCCGGGGACACGUCCAUGGACCGCUACCUGCGAUCUCAGGGCUUGUACAGGAAGAAAGUGGCCAAGGAUGGGUCCUGCCUUUUCAGGGCUGUGGCCGAGCAGGUGUUGCACUCUCAGUCUCGGCACAUUGAUGUUAGGAUGGCUUGUGUAGACUAUCUUCGAAAACAUAGGGAGAAAUUUGAAGCAUUCAUAGAGGGGCCAUUUGAAGAUUAUUUAAAAAGUUUGGAAAAUCCACAGGAAUGGGUUGGACAAGUAGAAAUAAGUGCCCUUUCUCUUAUGUACAAGAAAGAUUUCAUAAUAUACCAGGAGCCAAAUGCUUCUCCUUCACGUGUAACUGAAAAUGGUUUUUCUGAUAAGGUAUUGCUGUGCUUCUCAAAUGGAAACCACUAUGAUAUUGUGUAUCCCAUAGAGUAUGCAGAGAAGGCUGCUCUGUGCCAGUCUCUGCUGUAUGAGUUGCUCUAUGAGAAAGUGUUUGAUAUGGAUGUAAAGAAAAUCAUAGCAGAACUUAGCGCUGUUGGUGUGACAGAGGAAAGUAAUGGGAGCAGUGAAGUGUCUGCUUCGGAUUCGGAAGAUGACAACUACAGAAGUAAAGCUACAACAGUUAGUGAUAUGAAUGGAAUGAAGUCUCUUUCUGGCAACAAGCACCUUGAGAGCAAUGGGAAUCCCACCUCAUUGGUGUUGCCUAAAAAGGUUCUGAAAUCACUUGAUCCCUUGGUUUACAGAAACGUUGAAUACGAUGUUUGGCUCCGAUCCAAAUGGGAUCAGCAAAAACAAGAUUUCUCUAUUGCUGCUGGCAUGCAAUACUCCAUUGGAGAUAAAUGUAAAGUGCGCUUAGACCAUAAUGGGAAAUUUUAUAAUGCCCAUAUUCAAGAAGUUUUUUCAGAGAAUGGGCCAGUUGUUGUAUUUGUAGAAGAGCUUGGAGCAAAGCAUGCUGUCUCACUGAAGAGCCUUAAACCUCUUCCACAGACCUCUCCUAUGGAGGGCUGGAACACUGUGCCAGGGAAGAAGAUAAAAAAGUUUUACCCAACAUGGGGGCAGAAUGCUCAGCCUGAUGCAGAGUGCAGAGGGCCAAAGAAUCAGAGCAAGUCAAUCAAACCCCAGUCAGCACUACCUCCUCGACUUCAGCAUACUGUGGGAACCAGGCAGCAUCAGUUCUUGUGUUCUGGGCCCCAACCUCAUCAGACCUCAACUGAGCAAAAAGCUCCCGUCAGGAAUCCUUCCCAGUCUGCAAGGAAAGUGGAGCGUGAGCGAAGUGAGGAGCUGAGCCAUGGCAGCAGGGACUGUAACUACUUUGGGCUGUCUCCGGAGGAGCGCAGGGAGAAGCAGGCCAUAGAGGAGUCCCGUUCCCUUUAUGAGAUCCAGCAGCGGGAUGAACAAGCUUUUCCUGCUCUUUGCAAUAACCAGUCAGUCUGUCAGGCUGCUACACAGACUGUGGAUAAUGUAAACCAGAAAAAGUUCUCGAAUAAUGAAAGAAGAAACAGCAAGUGGACAGCAGAGGUGGAAGAGCAGAAGGAGAAAGAGUCAAAUUCCAGGCAGAUCCACUUAAGUCAGAAGCUUGAGCCAAAUUCAUCUGAGAAGAAUAGUCAAGAUGAGAGUUAUCCAAAAGCUUCAUCUCCUUUGGAACAAGUAAAAACAGAUUCUCCGAUUCUUGCUGAGCAAGUAAGAAAUGUUUGUUUGAUUUCAAAGUUUUCCAGUCAGGACACUUCAGACAAAGGGGAGCUUCAUCACAGCCACAACCUGACCGAGUGCUUGCCGACCAUUACUCCAACGCCCUCUCCAGUCUUCUCUGAGGUGCAUUUACCUCCAGCAGUGCCUUCUGUACCAGCCAUUGUGCCAGCUUGGCCAAGUGAGCCAGCAACAUAUGGACCAGCAGGUAUUCCAACCCAAAUACCUGCUUCUUCACUGAUGCCAGGACCAGCAACGGGACCUGACUCUAUUGUAUCACAGGCUCAGGUAACAUCUGCUUCAGUUGCUGGAGUUCCUGUGUGGCUACAAGCAGUUAACCAGCCUUUAAUGCCUUUGCCUCAGACUCUGAAUCCCUAUCAGGAUCCACUAUACCCUGGAUUCCCUUUUAAUGAAAAGGGAGAAAGAGCCGUUGCACCUCCUUACUCCCUGUGCAGUACUGGGGAAGACUUACCUAAAGAUAAGAACAUUCUUAGAUUUUUCUUCAAUCUUGGUGUGAAGGCAUACAGUUGUCCCAUGUGGGCACCCCAUUCUUACCUGUACCCCCUGCACCAGGCCUAUUUAGCUGCUUGUAGAAUGUACCCAAACGUGUCCCUUCCUGUGUAUCCGCACAACCCCUGGUUCCAGGAGGCUGCUCCCACUCAGAACGAAAACGAAACCGCACGACCAAACAGGCACUUUGCUGUCCAGACCGAGGCCAGGUCCAAUGGUCAGAUUCCACAGGUUGACAGAUCUCCAUCACUGCCUCUGAUCAUACCUUCAGCUCAGGUGACAGAAAGUCAAGGACAGGUCUGUGUCGAACCAGAGAAUCCAGCGCAAGCUCUUCAUGCGAACUACGAGGAGUCCCUGAGAGGGAAGAAUAUGUUCCCGCAGCCGCCCUUUGGACACAAUCACUUUCUAGGAGCUGUUCCAAUAGCACCUCCUUUCUUUCCUCACUUCUGGUAUGGGUACCCAGUUCAGGGUUUCAUUGAGAAUUCAGUAGCAAGACCUAACGUCGUCUUGUCACCUGAGGAUAAAGAGGCAGCAGUUGGCACCUCUGCCAGCAUGUACGUGGGCAAAGAAUGCAGCCCUCCAGUUCCUGGAGUGAACUGUGCAGAGCAGCUCCAGAAGAGCAACAGUGGCAGCGGCUCCAACACCGUCCCAUUCCCAGUGGCUGCUGCAGGGACUCCGAAAGACGCUUCAGCCAGGGCGCCUCAGCUGGAGCAAACCUGUCCAUCGUCUGCUUCUAAGCAGAAAGCAGAUGGGCAGCAGCAUCGCCCUCCACAGACACAGGGCCCAGAGAGGCCAACGGCAGGGCCCAGCACGCAGCCACUGCUGGCAGAACCUCCCAAAAACGAACUGAAACCCGGCACUCCUGGCCGGAAGGAGAAGCCUGCUAAAGGGAGAGAGUCCAAGGGGGCUGGGAACGUGCAGACGGAAAGCAGGGCCCAGAGAACGAGGGAAGAGAGCUCUGAAGAUGACACUGAGGUUUCUGACAUGUUGAGGAGUGGCAGAUCCAAGCAGUUCUAUAACCAGACUUACGGAGGAGGCAGAAGGCCCAGACCUGACAGGGGUUAUUCCAGCAGGGGAGGAUACCAGUUCCAAAGAAACGAGGAGGCCUGGAAAGGACCACCCAGCAGAAGCAGAGAUGACGGCUACCAGUAUCAGAGAAACUUUAGAGGGCAGCCAUACAGAAAUGACAGGAGAAGGGCAACACUGGGAGAUAAUCAGAGGGGGCAGCAAGCAUAAAAUGAGUGGAUAAUUGGAAAAUUUAAGAAGCAAAAAGUAAUUUGAAGUAGCAGUUUAAAAUCUUAAUUUCUUUUUAGUGAAGUUCAAUGAUACAUUUAAUUUUUGGCUAAUUUGUGGCAAGUAAAGACUAGGAGGAUGUCAAGUCCUACAUAGGGUUUUUGGGGGGAUUUUAGAGUUUGUUUGGCUUAGCAGUUUUUCUUCAAUGUCAAAUUAGGAAAAAAAAAAUAGGUUUAGUAUUGGGUUAUUUUUUUUCCCCAAAAGGUUUGCGUUUGUGAUAGAAGAUGGGUAUGUGCGUUUACUAGAGUGACAAAUGACAGCAUUUGAUGUGAUCUAGAUUCUAAAAUUGACAGUAACAUUGCACCAAAUAUAAAUGUAUAUUUUAUCAUUCAAUGCCUUAGUUCUGAACUGAGCUAAAGGAAUUCUCAGCCUACUGCACUGUUGUCUCUGAUAUGCUUCCAACCCAAAGGCCUUUCAUCUCAAAAAGAAAAAAUAUCUGUCAAACUUGAAUGUUUCUCUUGUGUGUUACACGUAUGGCAGCCAGCUAACCCUGUGUCUUAGGUAUGUUGUAUAUAGUUCUUUUCAUAAUCAUAGGGUAUAUUUUUGAAUUUUAAAAAGCAUUUAUUUGUUGAAAUCAAAAUCAAGACAAGCAGUCAAGAAUACCUGUGUAUGAACUGAUAAGAAUGGCUGUUUCCACCAUGAAUUCUUCUUAAUGCUGGUGUGACUAGAAUGGUGCCUAUGCCAACUGAAUAAUUACAAAGACAAUAAAAAUGUAGAUGCUAUGCAUUUCCAAAAUAAUUCUGCAUCUGUUAUAAUAGCAGAAAUUUUUUUAAUGCCACUUUAACACUAAUGCACUGACAAAUCCUAGAUAUUUUGUGAGGAGAUGCAUAAAGUACGUGUUACGUUUUUUUAAGUUUGUACGAUUGAGCUACUGUUCAGUAUUCUUUUGUUGUUGCACUGUUGAUGUUUUGCAUGUACAACUCCUUGCUGGAACUACUUUUAAAAGCAAGAAUGGAGAGUCUCAGUGUGCUCUGCUCUUCCCUACAAUUCAGAAGAAAGUGGCUUCUGCCUUAUAUUUUUACACUGUGUCAGAGUUCUGAUGCUGUUUCUUCUGAGCCCGGUUACGAUCUCCAGUGUUCCUGUUGCCUUUGCAGUCUGGAUGUUCAGCUGUCCAGGCUCGGAGAGUGCAGUGUGCACAGUAUUCACUCAGCUCUGUUGCUCUGUAAAAUUGAACUGUUGUGUAUAUUUUUAUAUCUCUGUAUACAGUAGUAUAGGUGAUGGUACCCAUUCAUUGUGUCUGAGAUUGUACACCCUUGGUGCAGAAACCAGAGUGAUAGUUACAUGAUAAAAAGUUUGUUUUCAGAUGCAUGCUAUGUAUAAAACCCUAAUUAAAAUAAAUGUUUUGUCUUUUCA